Didymosphaeria variabile is the source of this 1002-nucleotide messenger RNA. RefSeq lists its product as uncharacterized. The record is from RefSeq and is a predicted model, not a curated record. The transcript has 3 exons. The coding region runs from base 1 to 1002 and encodes 333 amino acids. NCBI's taxonomy places the organism in Eukaryota, Fungi, Ascomycota, Dothideomycetes, Pleosporales, Didymosphaeriaceae.
AUGGCCUCUCAGGAUCACAAUCUGGGUGGGGAGUUCCCCGGCAGCGGCGGUGUGGAUUUGCAGGAGACCGUCUCGUCUUCAUCAUCUUCUUCGGAGGGUAGCCAGACGCUUCAGGGCGACAGUCUUGAUGAUGCGCAGGCCUCCAACGAAUCCCCGGGGGUGGCUUCUCCUAUCAGCUCUCCGAUUGAUGGCGGCGAUCUUUCCGCGAUCACAGGCUCCCGCUUCUGGAAAUCUGGAGGUCACUUUGUCCACAAUACCAAUACUAGCCAUGAGCAUCCUAGUCCGCUGGCACCUCGAGACCUGCGUCCGCUGAGACCUCGAAAUGUCUUUGGCCAUGGUCAUGGACCUGCCGCAAACCCUUUCGCCGGCCAUGGGUUCCGUAGCUCGCGAACCUGGGUGUCAGAGGAAGCCCAACACCAUCAGGAGUUUGUCAUCAUUCGCAACGCUAUGCGUCGGCUCUUCAAAAACAGCGAUGUCGCGAAGUGGAAAUUGCAGGAUUAUACUGAUCACAAGGAAGGCAUGCUUGCAUCGAAGAAGGCUCUACUAGCCCGGGCUGUGGAGCAGAAGGAGCUUGAGCGUGCUGUCCAGGUACCUCACUCUGAUCCCAAGAGGGAUGAGUCCAUCACCAAGAUCAUGCCCAAUGCCAAUUUAAGUAUGACCGGCAAUACCUCGCGCGUCCUUGGCAUGAAGACAAUCUGGUGUCUCGACUGGAUGAACGGUAAGGAUGAGAUUUCCCCAUGGCCGUCCCUUGCGGAGAUGAAGUGGGAAGGCGAUGAUCGAGCUAAGACAGCUUGCGGUCGCUUCCUUCCGCUCCCUCGCGAGCCAGGCGCACCGACUAUUCCGUGGGGUCAGCUCCAGGUAAUCGAGCAAUACACACUCGACCAAGUCCAAUGCAUCCCCACCAUGGAGGACGUCUACCUCCCUGUCGACGAGAUCGAAGAGGAAGAUAUUCCAAAGUGCCUGAAUCAGGACCUCCUCGACGCGCUAGAGGAAUCCCUCUAG